AUGGGCUCCGCCGAGGUGCCCGCUCAGGAUGUCCCGACUACCGAGUCGGACAGCGUCAACAACGAGAAGGAGGCUUCACGCGAUAUCACGACCAGCAGCGUCGAGAGCGCCGGCUGGGACGGGGCCGCGUCCAAGAGGCUGAUGCGCAAGAUCGACAUCCAUCUGAUCCCGUUCCUGGCCCUCUUGUAUCUCCUGUCCUUCUUGGACCGCACAAACAUUGGCAAUGCCCGCCUCUACGAGCUCGAGAAGGAUAUCGGCCUCAGCUCCGUGAAGCUCCAGUACAAUGACGCUCUCGCCAUCUUCUUCCCCUUCUAUGUUGCUGCCGAGAUCCCUUCCAACAUGGCCAUGAAGCGGUUUCGCCCUUCCGUCUGGAUCCCGAGCAUCAUGGUGGCCUGGGCCAUCUGCUGUACUCUCAUGGGCAUCGUCCACAACUACUCUGGCCUGAUGGCUACCCGUGUUUUCUUGGGCAUUGCCGAGGGCGGUCUCUUCCCCGGCAUCACCUACUACAUCACCAUGUGGUACAAGCGCCAUGAGUGUGGUCUCCGUAUGGCCAUCUUCUUCUCGGCCGCUACAGCGGCUGGGGCUUUCGGAGGUCUGCUUGCCCGCGGCAUUGUCGAGAUGGAAGGCGUCGCUGGCUUGAACGGGUGGCAGUGGAUCUUCAUCCUAGAAGGCAUUCUCACCUUUGUCGUCGCCAUCAUUGCCUACUUUGUCAUGAAUGAUUACCCGGCCACGGCCAAGUUCCUAUCUUCCGAGGAGCGUGUCGAGGUCGAGGCUCGCCUAAAGCGCGACCGGUCGUCGCUCGCGGACGAGUUCGCCACCAAGUACUUCUGGGAUGCCAUCAAGGACUGGAAGAUUUGGGUGCACAUGUUCAUCACCAUCGGCGUCUACACUGGGCUCUACUCUUACUCGCUCUUCCUCCCGACCAUUAUCCGCGAUCUUGGCUACACCAACAACACGGCCCAGCUGAUGACGGUCCCGCCAUAUGUGGUCGCCUGCGUCUUCUGCGUCGGUGCUGGCUACCUGGCCGACAAGCUUGGCCAGCGUGGUCUCUUCAUGAUCUUCUUCAUGGGCAUGUCCAUCGUCGGCCUGAUUAUGCUCUUGGCCAGCCAGACUGCUGGAGUCAAGUACGCCGGGUCCUUCUUCCUUGCGUCGGGCAUCUACCCGAACGUGCCGCAGGGUGUGGCAUGGAACGGCAAUAACAUUGGCGGCUCUCUGAAGCGAGGCGUCGGUAUCGCCAUGCACGUCGGCUUCGGCAACUUGGGCGGCACCAUCUCGGCUUAUCUGUUCCUCCCCAGGCAGGGCCCCAAGUAUUACGAAGGCUUUUCUACCCUCCUAGCCUGCCAAGCCAUGGCCAUGGCCCUGUCUAUCUUCAUGACUAUCUACCUUAGACGCGAGAAUGCCCGCCGUGACCGCGAGUACAAGCCUCCGAGCGAGUACACCGAGGAGGAGCGGGUGGCUGAGCGAGAGAAGGGAGACAAUGCUACCUUUUUCCGGUACACUAUCUAA
This is a messenger RNA of Lasiosphaeria miniovina, 1506 nucleotides long. Its product is annotated as major facilitator superfamily domain-containing protein. Gene Ontology annotation, biological process: transmembrane transport. The transcript has 4 exons. Gene Ontology annotation, cellular component: membrane. Lineage: Eukaryota; Fungi; Ascomycota; Sordariomycetes; Sordariales; Lasiosphaeriaceae. Gene Ontology annotation, molecular function: transmembrane transporter activity. The record is from RefSeq and is a predicted model, not a curated record. Bases 1 to 1506 code for a protein of 501 amino acids.